AUGCCUCCUGUCCUUUCACCACCGUUGAUGGCGCUUCCGGCCAACUUGCAUUCAUUCCCUGAGGUUAUUCCAAGUUAUAGCUCACGGGCUCGAUCGGCCAGUAGCAGUGAAUCGGAUACUUGGUCUCGUCACAGUGCUGUAAUGACCCAUCAGCCACGGAUUUAUGGCCAGUCUACUGAGCCCCCCCUUGUUUAUCAGCAAAGCCCCAAACGGGCGUUUCCGCCAGCCAGAGAACUCACUCCCAGAGAUUCUCUUGUUGCCACUGGGCCCCAGAAACAAGGACCGGAUCUUGACUUUCAUCCCUUGAAUACUGAUAAUGCCGUCUCCGUGGAUAAUUAUGGACAUUUUUCUUAUUCUUCCGGGCUUACGGCCUUCUCCCCCGUUGGACCAUCUCCUUUUGCGGCUUCCUAUUACCCUGGACAUGGAUAUUCUGCUCGCAUGACUUCGGAAUCCCUUGGGCGUGAUUAUGACAUGAUGAAACCAGUGGAAACAACUGAAUGCCUAGUUGAGUCAAGCAGCCGGCGCGCUGCCGAUAAAUUCAGAAGUGGUUCCCGGUACCGCUCUCAGAGGCGUCCGUCUAAUAGAGACGAGUUUGAUGGACCUCAUCAGCUCCUGGAUAUGCCCUCACCACGGACAAUAGCAGCCCAGGAAAAGGAUUUGCCUCAUCUGCCCACUAAUCUUGAUGUCUCAGAGCAAGACCAGAUUCUGAACGCGGUAAACGACCGUUUGUCGCAGUGUGCAUUCGAUUUUGUUGCCAAGUACCAAUUCCCAAUCCCCUUGGAACCGGACAAGAGACAAGUGAGAAUACCCUCGGACCGUGAAUGGACAGAGUGGGUGCAUCUCCUGAAAAGGCUGGCCACCAAACGUCGUAUUCCGGCCAGGGUUCUCUACAAUGGCCAGAUCAAACAGCUUGUUACCAUCCUGGAGAACUCCCUGGAAAUGAGACAUGCUGCCAAGCAUCAAUCCAGACCCAUCAAGGAUGACCGGAACGUGCUUCAGCUUAUCUCCGCAGGCACGCAGGUCGCUAAGAUCCUCAAAGAUGCCAGUGCAAUGGAAUUCCUAGACCGUGUUUAUGUCCAAACGGAGAAGCGUAUCCAGGAACGACGGAACCGUCGUCCUUCAUCAGAUUCCAGAAAGUAG
Messenger RNA from Monascus purpureus, 1140 nucleotides. The record is from the annotation of a GenBank genome assembly. Lineage: Eukaryota; Fungi; Ascomycota; Eurotiomycetes; Eurotiales; Aspergillaceae.